Molecule: messenger RNA, 1812 nt
Organism: Dacryopinax primogenitus
Lineage: Eukaryota; Fungi; Basidiomycota; Dacrymycetes; Dacrymycetales; Dacrymycetaceae
Exons: 10
Coding region: 1-1812 (603 amino acids)
Biological process (GO): transmembrane transport
Cellular component (GO): membrane
Molecular function (GO): sulfate transmembrane transporter activity
Source: RefSeq, a predicted model, not a curated record
AUGAGGUAUUACGUGCCAGCUACGAAGUGGAUGGUGGAAUACAAGCUCGAGUCUCUAUGGGGCGACACAGUAGCCGCGAUAACAGUAGCAGCAGUCAUCAUCCCCCUCUCACUGUCCUACGCUUCCUCUCUCGCACACGUAGACCCCUUCUCCGGCCUUUUCGCAGCCGCCAUCCAGCCGCUCGUCUACUCCCUCCUCGGCAGCUGCGCGCACCUCUCCGUCGGACCUGAGGGAUCUCUUUCCCUCCUGGUGGGCCAAGCGAUCCAGAGAGUGUGGCAUGAUGAUCCUCACUCGGGGGACGACUUUGCAGAGAUCGCAGCUGAGGUAGCGACGAUGAUCACUUUCCAAGUUGGGGCGAUUAGUCUCUUGCUAGGCCUGCUCAGGCUGGGGUUUAUAGAUGUCGUCCUUAGCCGGAGUCUGUUGAGGGGGUUUGUCACUGCUGUUUCUUUGGUCAUCGUCAUAGAACAGCUUGUGCCAAUGCUAGGUCUCCAAAGCAUCUACGCCAACGUCGACCUCCACACAGCGCUCGACAAGCUCAUAUUCCUCCUCCAGCACCUAGGCUCCUCGCAUAUCCCCACGACCAUCCUCAGCCUAUGCAGUAUGGCAUUCCUCAUCCUCACGCGCACUGUCAAGACGCACUAUAAAAAACGGUUCACGCCGCUGAUGUACCUUCCCGAGAUCCUCAUCUGUGUUGUCGUCACUACGAUCCUGUGUGGCACACUUGACUGGCAAUCCCGAGGAAUCGAAGUGCUCGGCCCAGUCUCCAUCUCCCAACGGAAAUCCUUCCUCGCUCUUCCCCUACAACGCAAAAACCUGCGAUUCUUCAAACAAACCUUCCCAACCGCCAUCUUCUGCUCCAUAAUAGGCUUCAUCGAUUCCGUCGUAGCCGCAAAACAGAACGCACAGCGUUUCCGUUAUUCUGUCAGUCCGAACCGGGAACUCACUGCCCUCGGGGCGGGGAACGUCGUUGCGAGCUUUGUGCCGAGUACGCUGCCGGCUUAUGGCGCGAUUACGAGGAGCAGGCUGGCAGCGGACACUGGAGGAAAGACACCUAUGACGAGCUUGAUCCUCAGUGUCAUCGUCCUCCUCUCCAUAAGGUUCCUCUUGCCGGCACUGUACUUCCUGCCCAAGGCGGUCCUGGCAUGCAUUAUCUGCCUCGUCGUGUACACCAUCAUCGCCGAGAUGCCGGAAGACAUCCUCUUCUACUGGAAGAUGAGCGCUUGGAGCGAUAUGAUCCUCAUGCUGCUAACGUUCUUCCUCACCCUCGUCUGGUCCGUAGAAGUAGGCAUAGGGAUCCCUUUCGCACUCACGAUCCUCCUCGUCAUACGUCAGUCCUCACAGCAGAGGAUAAAGAUCAUGGCCCGCGAACCGGGCACGACGCACUACGUGCCUAUCGACGAGGACUUCCCCAUGGAACUGGAGGAUACGAGCGGGGUGCUCGUUGUCCGCAUAUGUGAGAACCUGAACUUUGUGAAUACCGGGUCGAUGAAGGAACGGCUCAGGAGACUGGAACUGUACGGGAAUAGUAAACAUCAUCCGUCUGAUGCGCCCGUACGAGCAGAAGCGGUUGCUGUCGUCUUCCAGCUCGCAGACGUAGAAGAGAUGGACGCGUCCGCCGUCCAGAUCUUCCGCGAACUAGCAGAAACAUACUCCAGCCGCGGCGUCUGCGUGUGCUUCGCACGUGUGAGACCGGCACAGAUGUCAGCUCUGAGGAAAGCGGGAGUGGUCCUGUUUUUGGGGGAGGACCAUUUUUUUCCUACUACGGCGGCUGCGGUGGGGUUUGUGGAGAGGGAGAGGCAUGGGGAGCGCUGA